This is a messenger RNA of Dermacentor albipictus, 1879 nucleotides long. The record is from RefSeq and is a predicted model, not a curated record. NCBI's taxonomy places the organism in Eukaryota, Metazoa, Arthropoda, Arachnida, Ixodida, Ixodidae.
AGACGACAAGGUUCGCGAUCGCUUCGAGACAGUUUGUUGUCUGCUCUUGCUUUUGUUCGCUUCGUCAUCCAUUGUAGAUGCCGCAGCGCUUCGCCGGGGGGCUGUGCCAGUUCAUAUUCCACCACCUCGAGCGGGCCACGUUCGGCAGGCGCCUGCGAUGGGUGGACCGAGCGUCGGGCGUGUUCAAGCUGUACUGGAGACACGGCAACGGGUGGUCUGAAUCUCCGGAGGACGACUUUGCCGUGUUCAUGGCCUGGCACCAGCACAAAGUUCGGGCGAGAACGUGCAACAUUAUUCAGGCGAAGCAGCGUUUCCGGGCUGCCAUGAACAAGAUGAGUCUGACCAUUCUGCAGCGUUGGGGAAGGUGGUCGCCCAAGAAAAACUUCCAGUUCAGAAAAUUUCCUAAGGAAGACCUUGAUUACCUCCUCAAGCAGAGUCACCUGGGCCAAAAUGUCCCGGGCUCGCGGGCUUCAGUCGCGCCCUUGGACAAGGACAACGACGCGGAUCGCGAUGCCGAAUGGUCGCCGUCCGAGCUGCCGAAAUCGCAGCUGCCACGCAAGCUGCUCGCAGCGUCAUCAUACAUGCCUCCUGUUUAUUCGGACUCCUUGUCGAUCGAUCACAGCACAAGGCCAGUGCCGUCGGAAGAGCGAGAAAUAUCUCCUUCAGACGCGGUACUCAUGGACGAGUUUUCCGUUAUGCUCGAGGACGAGCCUGCACUUGCGGACGACCGUGCCACCUCUGUUCAGGUGAAAGAAAGCCAGAUGAUCUUCGAUUAUCUUUCCUCUGCCUCUGAGGCGAACUUUGUAGAUUCGGAGAGCUCAACGCUGGACUCAGCGUCUGGACGGGAAGGGAGCGUUGCAUUCGGGAAUGCUGAAAAAGCAUCCGAUUCUAAGGCAGAGUCCGUGUUGUCGCCCCAUGAUCCCCCUGUCUGCGACAUCCUGCUGCGCGGCGACGUCAGCUGGUAUGUGCCGCCUGGCGUGGACGUUGGCUUCUUGGAGUACGAAAUUCCGCUGUGCGAUUGGCGCCUGGAGAACGGUUUUUCGCUGUGCCCGCAAAUAAUUUUUAAUGAAAGUCACACCGCUGGCAGUGAUCAUGCGUCUCAAGGUUGGCAAGCCUUCGAUGUUCAUACGAAUCGGGCCCUUUCGGGAACGAAUGCAGACGGGGGCAUCCAGAAGGCCCAGUCGUUUCGCCUUGAGAGCGCCGAACCUGUUGAAAUGAAGCCCUCUUGGAUUCCGGAUUUGGAGUUUCUCGACGCUGACAAUUAGAAUUUUUUUUUUACGUAAAGCGAGUGUUCGGUUAAUUUCCGAUGGCUAAAAGCUCAAACAACUGCAAUACUUAGUUGUGAUAUUUUAUUCGCUUCCACAGUAAAAAGAAGUCGUGGAAACAGCUCGCAUGAAGGUAGAUGCAAUGAUUUGCACAGUGGGUUACCUGUUCACUUUGUUUUUUCGCAAUUUAUGGUUACGACGCAGAGCAAUGCACAUUUUUAUAUGUUGUCGCUUAUAAAACUGUCGUUGUAUAGAAGGGUGGAGGAGGGGGGGAGGGGGCGAGAAACAUAAAACCAAAGCGCGGAAUCCAUAAAACAUGGUUGCCUCUGGGACAGAGGUUAAAUUAGGCAAGUGACCUUCUUGUUAAGUAAACGAUGUGUUAUAUCGUCACGUGCCUUUGCAGAAGUUGCGACGGCAUAUGUUGUUCCUUUGUUUUCACUCUAUAGUGAGCAGUGUAGUGACGUAUGCUAUAGAGGAAGUUUAGGUUAUCAAUUGAACUAUUAAUUUCUUUUUGCUUUUUCGGCUGCAAAAAUUAUGCACCACAUGUAAUGUCGUUAAUACACCGAAAUUUGCGGUGUGGAAUUUUAUUGAAAUAAAGCGAAAGUUCUGCUUUA